GUGUUCCAUCCGACCACUCGCCGAAGUCUGAGUUUGGAUUCCCGCCGCUACCCGGAUGAAGAAAACACAGAGGCGGUGGCCAAUGGGAAGAGGUUUGGCAUGGCAACAAGGGGCUGGAGUGACAGGCUCCUCCCCUGAACUUGUUGGCGGGAGACUGGUCGAGGGAGUCGGGGUAGUGAGGUGAGAGUGUGCGGGUUUGAAGUGGUUUGGGGGUGGGGUGGACUGCGGGUAUGGGGAGAUGGUGGGUGACGUGAGCGAGCCCAUAGGGGUUCCCUGGGGGCAGAGACUGAGGCAGGGAGCCUGGGGCUGACGGUAGUUGGGGGUCCAGCAACAUCUGCAGGCCCCCUUGGACUAUUGGAGACUCUUGGAAGCAACUGGGAGUGGGGUGGGUGCUGGGUGCUGAAGGCAUGGAAGGUGUGGGUGCUCCUGGGAGAAGGGUCGUGUGGAAAACGAAUGUGGAAAAGGAAAUUAGAGUGGCUGGGGAAACGCAGCCAGGUGGUCGGGGUAUAAAUAAUAAUAAUAAAUUUUAUUUAUACCCCGCCCUCCCCAGCCAAGACCGGGUUCAGGGCGGCUAAUAAAAACAAGUUGAUUAAAAUACAAUUUGAAAAACAAGAUUAAAAUAGAACAUUAAAACAUUAGGAUGCAGCCUCUUCACAGGAGGAGGAAGGAAAAAGAAAGAGGGGGAGGGAAUCAAACUGAUUCUAAGCCAAAGGCCAGGCGGAACAACUCUGUCUUACAGGCCCUGUGGAAAGAAAUCAGAUCCCGCAUUAUUAUUAUUAUUAUCAUUAAACUAGAGCAGGAUGCAUUGAAAGAAGAGGGCAGCAGGUUAAUGUGGGGGUAGGGCAUAGGAUCCAGCUCCUAGGGCCUAAGGUCCUUUUGGCCCCCUCAAUGAAAUAGUUGAGGGGGCCACCCCCUCCCCCCAUUAAUGGGCAUUUCCUUUUAAAGGGUGUCUUGUGAUUGAUUAUGUGGGGCAAGGCUUACCUUGCUCCCCCCCCCCAAUAUUGUAUUCAAGCUGGCACCCCUGCGGUAGGGUAGGUGGGGUUGAUCACGGGGAGCGGGGAAGUGGUGUGCGGGUGACAACCUUAGGUGGCCUAUGGUUCUUAAGUGCUCUUGUCGGUGGUUGAUUCUGGUACUGUGUUUGCUCUUGAGAGCUUCCCUUCUGGAUCAAACCCAACGGUUCAUCAAUUGCUGCUGGGAAAUGGCUUUAAAAAGAAUUGUGUAAAAUUCAUGCAGUGCAGCUUUUGUUGUGUCUUCUACCUCUGAUAGCCUUGAAGGAGCAAAGCCAUAGGUGGUGAUGGCUGUUUCUGUCAACCCAGCCUGUGAAUUUCCCUGGGGGCAUCUGGCCAGUCAUUGGUGAAAUAAUGCUAAUCUUCAUGACCCAUUACUUUGAUUCAGUAUGACCAUCCUUAUAUGCUUUAAAGAGAACUCGGAUCCAAACUCACAAAAUAUAUAUUCUCCUGAAGUUUGCAUAUAUGUUUGCAGGUUGGGGUGGGUGGUUGUUUUUGAAAAAACAGCUGAUUGCAGGUGUCAUUUUCAGCAGAGGAUCAAUUUGGAAGAUGAAGAGUUGCUUAACUAUUUCUCUUCCUGUUGUUUAUCUGCUCAGAAUAGCCUCUACCUGGCAGGUGGGGAAACAUUUGAGGGCAAGAGUGGAUAAAUGACAGACAGGGGAAGUGUUAAACAGUCUCCCUUAGCUUGCUCAUUGCAACCUCUGAGGCUGCCUUUCAGUAAAACAAACAUAAUUUUGUUUUUAUUUAUGUCAUGAGUAAGGCCUUAAUUAUAAUCACUGGCCUUUGAACUUAGUCUUUCAGUGUGAAUGCUUGCAGUAGAAAGGAUUUACAUAUUCUUGCUGUGCAUCAUUAUAGGCAAAGUGUACAGAUUAUGGUUGUCACCAUAUCAGGGGAGUAGGUGAAAACUGGUGCCACAUUUGUGGGUGGGUGCAGUGGGUGGGUGUCAUGGCAGGGAAGCACAAUUCCAUGAGAGUACUGGACCCUUUAGCAAUGUAUAAUGUGAACAAUGGCUGCAAAGGGCGCCAUGGUGUAUUCCUAGUUAAGGUCAGCAAUAGCCAAUGAGUAAUAAUCCUCCAGGCAUUGUUGGACUACAGCUCCCAUCAUCCUUAAUCAAUGGUCAUGGUGACUAGGACUGAUGGGAGUCAUAGUCCAAGAAAAUCUGGAGGGCACCACAUGGGUUACCCCGGUUGACAGAUCCCUGUCUGCUUUCAUAGUGUAACCAGGAGUUGUGGAAGUCUUUGGGGAAGACUGUGACAUUUAUGAAGAACUGGUUUGGCUAUUGAUGUGGGACACUCUUCUCUCUCUUCUAGGAAUGCCAAUAUGGAAAGCAAACGGAAGGCUUCUGUGGGGGAGCCUACUCUUUCCCAGAGGAAGAAGUCACGAGGAGGUGAUUGGGAAGAGGAUGGUCCCUCACAGUUUGAAGAGGAACUGGCCUUUUUGGAUGAGGUAGAGGCUGAGAUGGCUCUGGAGGUGAAGGAAGCACAGUUGGUACCUGAUGUCAUCCCCUUUGGUGAGUUACAUGGGUUCCAGAUACGGAGCAGACUACCUAGGCAAAUGAGUCAGAAAGGUUGGGCAGCGGACUGACAAAGCAAAAUGUAUGUUUGUUGGUGGUAUGGGGAGCCUUUGGCCUUCCAGAUAUUGCUGAACAGGUUCCCAUCAGCCCCAGCAAGCAUGGCCAGUGUAGUUCAGCCAAACCUAGAAGGCCCAUGGUUUCCCACCUAGUUUACUGCUGUAAUUCAGCAUUCAAUGGCACAUAAAAAAAAGAAAUGCUAAAUGCUGAAUUACAGCAAUAAACCAGGUGUGGGAAACCAUGGGCCUUCUAGAUGUGGCACUGAGUAAUGUUGAGCACAUUGCAUAUUGUGUUUAAUUGAAACCACUGUGAGACUUUGCCUUUCCUUUUUUAUUUUUAUUUUUGGUGCUGCCCCAUCUCUCUUCUUCCUACUCUCUGCAACUAGCAGUUUGAACUUGGAAGGUACAAGAUCUUUAGCUGUUCCAAAUUUGUAGUUGGUCAAAAGAGAAUUGAUGGUCGUGAUUGAUGUGAGUUUCUUCUUCCUUCAGGUAAUCUCUUCUCAUCGGUGCAGAAUCCAAAAUGGCAGAGACCACCGCCUCCCAAAAUAAACCCCAAAGAGGAAGCUCUGUGUUUCCAGCAAGUGGAACUAGAUUAUUAUGUGGGUGAGUACAUAAGCGAAUAAAAUGCUGACGAAAAGGUAUUGAAGGUGCUGCAGAAUGGAUUCCAUUCCUUCUGGGAAGGGGUUUGCCGAACUAGGUAUUCCCUUUGCCUUACUGAACAAUAACUCUCUGGUACAGAAAGGGAAGUCUGAAGCUGUUAUACUUCCUGGGGCUUUUGAUAGCUACAAUAGCCCCAUAAUAUUCUUAGCCCUGUUUGCCGGACAGAGUGGAUAAAGUCUGGAAUUCCCCAGAGAAAUUGUAGUCCCAUUUUUCUGAUUGUUGGGAUGAGGAAAGGUAUCAUGGCAAGCUUGUAGGAAGGUAUAUUUGGAAAUCUGUGUGCAAAGUAUUGUGAAGUCUUUCAUUUCGAAAGAAAAUAAAUGUUAAGUUGCUAGCCCUUAAGGUUAUGGAAUGGAAAAUGUACCAAAAUAAUGUGGGCUGAUUCUGCUAAAAUAUAUAUUAAAAAGUUAGAGGUGGUCUAAAAGAGCAUUUUUUCAGUUCAUAUCAUACAUGGUUCACUAGCGAUGUUUUUUUAGUGGAAAGACAAUUGUAAUUUAAAUAGUUAAAUACUAAUCGUACAUUAUCAACAUUCAGCAACUGAUCCAGCCUCUCUCUCUUCUUGAGGCAGGCGCUCACCUCCCUGGCUUCCCAGGAUCCACUCAGGGUCCAGUUCCUGUCCUGCGGAUGUUUGGAGUCACUGGAGCCGGCAACAGUAUCUGCUGCCACAUCCAUGGCUUUGCCCCCUAUUUCUAUGUGCCCGCCCAGGCUGGUGAGUGUUUACAGAGGGAGGGGUUCUCCCCAAACCACCCUCCUUCCUUCUGCAGCUUAGUCAGUCUCCUGCUCCCCUUCCUCUUUCUGUUAACUUUUCUCCCAGGAUUCCAAGCAGAACAUCUGGCUGACUUUCAGCGGGAACUGAAUGCGGCUGUCAUCCGGGACAUGCGAUCCAACAAAGACGGUCUGACCCAAGUUGUUCUGGCAGUGGAGAUCUGCAACAAGCAAAGUGAGCACAAGACAGUUUGUGUGUAGGCACCCCCUUUGUCUGGAAAGAUGGUUGGGUUAGACCAGGGCUGCCCAAACUUGGGUCUUGGACUACAACUCCCAUCAUCUCUAGCUAGCAGGACCAAUGGUCAGAGAUGAUGGGAAUUGUAGUCCAAAAGCAACUGGAGACCCAAGUUUGGGGAACCCUGUGUUAGAUCCAGAUUUGGGAUGACUGCUGAGCAUUAACAUCACAGCAGCCUUGCUCUUUUAGCACCCAGAACAGUGUUGCCUUUUCAUGCUCAAUUCCUCAUGCUGUUUGUAGCGGUUGAGUCCGGCCUGAAUAGGCAAGAUUGUGUUGUAUGUAUAAUAGGAGCAAAAGAGUUCUAAAGUCGUUGACCGAUCCUAGUCCUUAUGCUUGUAAAUAGCUUUAUGAAACAUUACAACUGUAAUGUUUAUGAACUUCCAGCUUGGAGCGCCUGCGGUCUCCGCCAGAUGUGCAAGGUUGGAGGGAAGAAGUAAGAUGCAGAGCUGAAAGCUGUAGAUGUCAGGAACAGGAGGAGAUGGGGAUUUGUGAUAAGGUUUGAGGAGUCUGAAUUCCCCCAGGGCCUUAAGACUCUUCCCCUGUUCACUUAGACAUGUAUGGCUACCACGGGCAACAUCUUGCACCCUUCCUGAAAAUUACUAUGGCAUUGCCCCGGCUAAUUGCACCAGCCAAGAGGUUGCUGGAACAGGGACUACGCUGUGGGACGCUGGGAGUGCUCCACUAUCAAGCCUACGAAUCGAACAUUGACUUUGAAAUCAGGUAGGAAAGUCCAACUCCUCAGAAAGCUGGCACUUUUCACCCUGCUCUGUUCAACCAAUCAGAGCUAAACAGCUUCAGCAGAAUGCAGUUUCUAGCCCUCACGGUUGCUUGGGAAUGUGUGGCAUAUGCAGAGGCUCAGACUUCAUAGGCUUGAACACGCUCUACAUAGGGCUACCUUUGAAGGUGACCCGGAAACUACAACAAAUCCAGAAUGCAGCAGCUAGACUGGUGACUGGGAGUGGCUGCCAAGACCAUAUAACACCAGUCCUGAGAGAUCUUCAUUGGCUCCCAGUACGUUUCUGAGCACAAUUCAAAGUGUUGGUGCUGAACUUUAAAACCCUAAACGGCCUUGGCCCAGUAUACCUGAAGGAGCAUCUUCACCCUCAUCGCUCAGCUCCAAGGGCCUUUUGAUGGUUCCCUCACUGAGAGAAGUGAGGUUACGGGGAACCAGGCAGAGGGCCUUCUCAGUAGUGACGCUCACCCUGUGGAACGUCCUCCCACCAGCUGUUAAGGAAAUAAACAACUAUCUGACUUUUAGAAGACAUCUGAAGGCAGCCCUGUUUAGGGAAGUUUUUAAUGUUUGAUGUUUUAUUGUGUUUUUAAUAUUCUGUUGGGAGCCGCCCAGAGUGGCUGGGGAAACCCAUCCAGAUUGGGGGGGGUAGAAAUAAUAAAUUAUUAUUACUACUGUUAUUACUACUACUACUACUACUAUUAUUAUUAUUAUUAUUAUUAUUUAUUAUGUGAGAAGACUGGGUGAGUUUUUGGUCUUAACACACAUAUCCAGGUAUGUUUGCAGAGAUGCCGUUACUUCCCCAUCAGAAUCAAAUGACUGUGAUCCUGCAGUGUGGGACAUAGGUAGAAGUGAGUUACAAGCACACCUGGAUAGAGUCUUGAGUGUGAGGCGCCUGCUGAAACACCCUGUUUGCCUCUGUUCCCUUAACGCUCCCAUCUACUUUCCCUCCUCUCCUCUCCUGCAUUAUAUUUGAGGCAGAUGGGGGAAGGUGUGAUUUCUUUCCAAGUCUUUCUCUACCCAGCUCCCAUCAAACCCAAGAUUUCUCUCCCAACUUAGGUUCAUGGUGGACCGGGAUGUUGUUGGCUGCAACUGGAUUGAACUGCCUGCCGGAAAGUACCGCCUGCGACAAGAACAGCCUGCUGGGGAAUCCAGCAAGGAUAACCCACCCAAGGUGCUGGGGUUGGGGAGAGGGCAGGUUUCUGAAGGUGUAGAGUUGAGCAGGUGGAGAAAGGUGUGUUUGGGGAUGUCUGAGUUGGCAUAGCUUUUAGUUGGCUGGACCUGAGCAGAGUUUGGUGUUUUGUGCCUAGUGGGGGAUAUUUUCUUCUGGAAGAUAUAAGCACAGUGUGUGCAGUCAGGAUAGGAAAUCUUCAGAGCUGAAAACUACAUGUUAGCGGCUGUAGGAGGUAAAGGUAAAGGGACCCCUGACCAUUAGGUCCAGUUGUGACCGACUCAGGGGUUGCGGCGCUCAUCUCGCUUUAUUGGCCAAGGGAGCCGGCGUACAGCUUCCGGGUCAUGCGGCCACCAUGACUAAGCUGCUUCUGGCGAACCAGAGCAGCGCACGGAAAUGCCGUUUACCUUCCCGCCGGAGUGGUACCUAUUUAUCUACUUGCACUUUGAUGUGCUUUCAAACUGCUAGGUUGGCAGGAGCAGGGACCGAGCAACGGGAGCUCACCCCGUCACAGGGAUUCGAACUGCCGACCUUCUGAUCAGCAAGUCCUAGGCUCUGUGGUUUAACCCACAGCGCCAUCCGCGUCCCUCAGCGGCUGUAGGAAUUCCUCGUUAAUUCUUCCUUUUCCUCCUCCUCACCCCUAGGUGUCGCUGUGUCAACUGGAGGCUGAUAUCGCCUGGAUGGAUUUCGUGAGCCACCCGCCCGAGGGAGAGUGGCAGCGCAUUGCCCCCUUGCGUGUGCUCAGUUUCGACAUUGAAUGUGCUGGACGCAAAGGUAUUGAGGAAAGUUGGGGCAGAACAAGACACGAUGAGAAAGUUUUUAGGUCCUGGUAGGUGGGAGGCUAGUUAGCCAGGACUCUGCUGAGUAACUUCAUAAGUUUUAUAACAAAUGACAAGGUUUUACAAAUCUGAAACAUAUCUUGGUCUAAAUGGCCCUGUUCGGUAAGACAUACAUUCAACACUGAAAUGUCUCUUCCUGAGGUCAUUUUUGCAGGCAAUCUGUGUCAGCCCACAAGAAAUAGUGUAUUAUUAUGUAGUGGUUUGUGCAGUAGGCCUGACAAGCUGGGGAUUCUUAUUUUUCCUGGGCAGGCGGUUGUUCCUUAGAUUUCAGAGCAAACAAUAACUUACCUAAGUCUUACUGUAAUAUCAAGGGCAGGGUGUCUAGGCUUAGAGUUGGCAAAAGACAUCCUGGCAGUGUAUGAGCUCAGAAGAACUUGUGAGAUUAACUAUUGGUGUGGGCAGGUGUUAUAAGUGAAGGGGUUAAACCAUAAUAGUGGAUUCAUCAUUGCUACAAUCCAGAACAGAUAGCCACUUCUACAGUCCCUGAAUGGCAGUGGGGAGCUGUCAGUUUUUCCAUUGACGAUCCGAUUCUGCAUUUUGUUUCGUUUCCCUGUUCAGGUAUUUUCCCUGAACCGGAGAAGGACCCAGUGAUCCAGAUCGCCAAUAUGGUCCUCCGCCAGGGGGAGAAGGACCCUUUUGUGCGCAAUGUCUUCACCUUGCAGAGCUGUGCCCCUAUCGUGGGUUCCCAGGUGCUCUGCUUCCAAAAGGAGGCGGAGCUGCUCAAGGUAAUGGGGUGAUAUCGGGGCUAGAAAAUGCCCUGAGAAGUGUGUGGAGGAUCUGAGCAGCGGUGGAGGCCCCUGGGUGUUGCAGUGGAAUGCUGUGUAUGGAGGUGUACGUACUAAGCUAUCUGGCUUAGUCUGUGGGGAUGAUUGUUUGUUUUCAACGACAUGUACAGUGGUACCUCUGGUUGCGAAUGGUGUUGAUGGUGUUACAUGAUUUUAAACUUAUCCUGUGUAUCCUCAUGAAUUACAUACUGGAAGCUGCCUUCAGUGGGUUUCCUAUAAGUAUAUUAAACAUACUAUACUAUAAUAUAAUAUACUAUAAUAAUAAUUUUAGAAUUAAAGGGCUCUGUCCUCUCCCCAUAUAAAGCCCCUGGGAGGGAUCAUCAGGGGGGUGGGGCUGGGUGUUCACCAGUAUGCGGAUGAUACCCACCUCUACCUCUCUUUUCAAUCGGAACCAGUGAAGGUGGUGAAUGUCCUGUUCGAGUAUCUGGAGGGGGUUGGAGAAUGGAUGGCAGUUAACGGAUUGAGGUUGAAUCCUGACAAGACAGAAGUACUGUUUCUAGAGGGCAGGCAGGCGUGGGGGACUCCCUCGUCCUGAACGGGGUAACUCACAGCUGUCCAUGGAGGCACAGGUCAUUUCCUCUGCAAACAAGUGGCAAAGCUUGGAAGGGCCUCAUCCUGAGAUCCUGGAUUGCUGAAAGCCUCUGCCAGACAGAGGAAACAGUAGUGGGAUAGACAGACCCUAUUACACGUUCUGCGUACGACAGCUCCAUAUAGCCAAAUAUCACAACUUUCUUCCAGGCCUGGGCAGAAUUCAUACGGACAGUGGACCCGGACAUCAUCACUGGUUAUAACAUACAGAACUUUGACUUCCCGUACCUCAUCACCCGUGCGCAGACCCUCAAGGUGAGCCUAGCUUUCUCUGACCAAGUACAUGUUUUGCCUGCCACUGCAAGUGCAGUUCUGUGGCUAUUCCUGCAUUAAAACAGGCCACGCUUUGCUUUGUCUGACAGGUUCCAGGCCAGGAGUGUGGAAUCUUUUGAAACUGCGGAAACUGGCCACUGCCCCCACCCCAAAUGCGUGAACUGUCACACUCACAAAGGCUUAUCUGUACCUCUUUGUAGGUUUUCCCUUUAGAGGUCUGCGUACAUGAGAUGGUGUUUGCCCUCUGAACUUUUUACAAAUACAGUGGUGCCCCGCAAGACGAAUGCCUCGCAAGACGGAAAACCCGCUAGACGAAAGGGUUUUCCGUUUUUCGAUGCGCUUCGCAGGACGAAUUUCCCUAUGGGCUUGCUUCGCAAGACGAAAAUGUCUUGCGAGUCUUGAGAUUUUUUUCGCUCCCCCCCCCCUUUUUCUAAGCCGCUAAUAGCCUUUUAGCCGAUAAGCCGAUAAGCCUUUAAUAGCCGCUAAACCGCUAAUAGCGCUAAUCCGCUAAGCCGCUAAUAGGGUUGCUUCGCAAGACGAAAAAACCGCUAGACGAAGAGACUCGUGGAAUGGAUUAAUUUCGUCUUGCGAGGCACCACUGUACUUUGUACUUAAAACGGUUUUGAAAAUCUGAUUCCCAGGUAAUCAGGUGCACUUUCAAUGAAUCGAACCAGUUAACUGAUUAAACGAUGCAGCCUUACGUAUAAGCCUCCUGCCUUUAUCUUCCUGCCAUGGCUCACAGCUUCCUUUUCUGCAUCUCUUCCCAUCCCAGGUUACCACAUUUCCCUUUCUGGGCCGUAUCCCUGCACGUAAGUCCGUCAUCCGUGACUCUUCCUUCCAGUCCAAGCAGAUGGGCCGGCGAGAGAAUAAAGUCAUUAACAUGGAAGGCAGAAUCCAGUUUGAUCUGCUUCAGGUAAGCAAGGCUGAUAGACCUAUUUUGCAGAUGAAGUGCUGAAAGAUGGUGAGUGAGCAAAGAUGGUGAGUGAGCAAAGAUGGUGAGUGAGCAUUUUGCCCACUGGACCAUGUUCACUUCCCCAUCUUAGCCAUUUCUUCUCUUCCUCCCUCGCCAGGUUUUGCUGCGGGACUACAAAUUGCGCUCCUACACGCUGAAUGCUGUCAGCUAUCACUUUUUGCAAGAGCAGAAGGAAGACGUACAGCACUCUAUCAUCACAGAUUUGCAGGUGACAGUGAGCAGCCAGACCUUGUGGCCUAGAAGCUUUCCUCUGUAGAACAAACGUCUGGUGACUUUUAUUCUUGACUGUCCAUUUACAGUGGUACUUCAGGUUACAUACGCUUCAGGUUACAGACUCUGCUAACCCAGAAAUAGUACCUCGGGUUAAGAACUUUGCUUCAGGAUGAGAACAGAAAACGUGCUCCGGCGGUGCGGCAGCAGCAGGAGGUCUCAUUAGCUAAAGUGGUGCUUCAGGUUAAGAACAGUUUCAGGUUAAGAACGGACCUCCGGAACGAAUUAAGUAGUUAACCCGAGGUACCACUGUAUUUUUUCUUCUGAUGCCUGAAAUAUCCGGAGUGCUAGGUUUAGCCAAUUCAACACACUUAGCCUCCCAGAACGACCUUUUCUGGGGUUUCCUGGGCUCAAGGGCUGGCAUGAAGCUGUAUCUGUUUAGGGUCUUUACAAAGCCCUGUGUGACAGAAUUUGAGAACUGCUCCUUUACUGAGAUUCUUAUCAGUGCACAAGCUAGGUUCAUACUGGUUUUGUCUGAGGCAGGGUAAGUACUUAAGGUUUAGUGCCUGGUCUAUGGGAGACUCUUGGAAAAGCCAUUAUCUUCACAAUCAAUAAUUUAGAUUUUAGGGAAAUUUAACUUUUUAAAAAGGCGAUUUUUAAAACUCUCAUGGUUGUAGAAAUUCAUUUAAUUGUAUACACUGAUCAUCAGAAGGCCCCCUUGUUUAUGGAGUGGUGUUCCUGCAGCCAUCUGUUCUUUCCUGUGCUAUCUCCACUUAGAAAAAUUAUAACCUGACUUUCCAACCAAAAUGAACUUUUAAAACAUUUUUAAAAAUGUUUUUCCCCCAAAAGGAGCAAUAAGGGUGGUGGUGAAACUCUAAAUGUCAGCCAAUAAGAUCAAGUAAAACCAAAAGGCUUAUAAACUACAAGAAUGGGUUGUCCAAAAGGUAGGGUUUUUUAGCCCAGGAUUCUGAAUCCUGUGAUUCUUAACAAGCAGCUGGUUCAUAAUGUUGAGACCCGCCACCAAGAGUACUCUUUCUUGGUGGUCGUUAAUCUACUAGAUCAGUGUUUCCCAAACUUGAGUGGCCAGUUGUUCUUGGACUACAAUGAUGGGAGCUGUAGUCCUCCCCAAAAAGAUGGAGACCCAAGUUUGGGAAACACUGUAAUAGAUAAUGGAAUCGUCAACAGCCUGUCUGCUUAUAGCUCUUAAAGAGUGGGGGGAAGUAUGGAACAACUAAUAACUUUAUCCACCUCCUGUUCCCGUUUAUCCAAAAGUAUUUGCUUUUUUCUGAAUUUGAAAGCUCUUGCUCUCCAUAUCCCUCAAGCAAAUAACCUUUGUCUCUUCAGAGGAAGCUGCCAGUGGAUACCAUGUCAGCCCAUAGAUCCUUCUCACUCUGUGUUGUCAACUCUUGAGUGGUGGCAGCUCUGCAGAUUUCCCAGGGAGGUCUUUCUCAGCCCUACCUGGAGAUGUCUGAACCUGUUCUCUUGCACUGAACCUUCCCAUUGUUUCUGUUCAUCCAGAAGGAAAGGUCUCUUUCCUGCUUUUUCCAAAUCCAAAAGCCUUUUCUCUCCCCUAUCCUCUUGCAGAAUGGCUCGGACCAGUCCCGUCGGCGACUGGCUGUGUACUGCCUCAAGGAUGCCUACCUGCCCCUGCGGCUUUUGGAGAAGCUCAUGUGUGUCAUCAACUACAUGGAGAUGGCCAGAGUGACAGGUGUCCCUCUCAGCUAUCUCCUGGCGCGUGGCCAGCAAAUCAAGGUGGUCUCCCAGCUCCUGCGGCAGGUGAGAGUUCCUGGCUUUUUCUCUUGAGUUGGACGCAAGGGAAAGCUAUAUUCCAGAGUGAGUGGUACCAAGCAUUCAGUUUUGGAUUCGGGGCUGUUUUCCACGAGUUGCAAUUAUUAUUCAGGCUGCUAAGAUCAUAUAUAUAAGACCAAUUCUUCUUAUAUACAUUAGUAUCAUUUAAAAAAAAAUUAUUCAGAGAAGGGUACACAGAAAUCAUUUGAGUUUUGAAAGCUUUCCAUUAAUAAACAAUCACGUGGUUGUUCUAAAAUGCAAAGCACUUUGCAUUCCAAGGCAGCAGUCUUAUAUUCACUCACCUCUGAACAAGUCCCAUUGAACUUGGUGGGGCUUACUUUUGAGUAGACAUGGAUAAUAUUGCAGUGUAACUCUCAUUCUUCACAAAACCCAUGUUAGAUUGGCUCCUCUUUCCCUCCACCCAGACAUUUUACUAGGGCCUAGUCACCUAAUUCACGUUUGAGCAGUGAUUUUUAAUUCCCCAACUCUAACCCCUACAGCACACUGCUUUUUAAAUUAUGUUAACUUCUAAAGUGCUCUCUUUGUUGUUUCUGUUGAUAUAAUAAGAAGUGCAGGGAUUGGCAGGCAGCACAUGAGGCAAGUGGGACAGACCCACCUGCGCAUAACACUGUGGUUGAUGGGAGAGCGCCAAGGCAAAUCCCAAACUGACAACUUCUCUCUGCCCAAAGGCCAUGAAGCAGAAUCUGGUUAUGCCGGUGGUGAAGUCAGAAGGCGGGGAAGACUAUGCUGGGGCUACCGUCAUUGAACCUCUGAAAGGGUAAGGCCAGCAGGACCUGAAGCUGAGGAAAUCUGCUUCCCUAAGCCAGGGUCAAGAGUGAGGCUGGGGGUUUUUCACAGCCUGUUGUGAGUUGGUGCAGAAAAGCACUGGGGUGACAUCUUGGAGCAGGGAUAGAGGCCAGGAGGGGAGGAAGGAGCAGGGCUGAGGAUAAGGCAGCUGGAGCCCACGUUCUUCCACUUUGGGAGCAAUGGAGGAGAAAAGAUCUACAUUGGGUCCCAGUACAUUUUGUUGUUGUUUGGUCGUUUAGUCGUGUCCGACUCUUCGUGACCCCAUGGACCAGAGCACGCCAGGCACUUCUGUCUUCCACUGCCUCCCACAGUUUGGUCAGACUCAUGUUGGUAGCUUCGAGAACACUGUCCAACCAUCUCGUCCUUUGUCAUCCCCUUCUCCUUGUGCCCUCCAUCUUUCCCAACAUCAGGGUCUUUUCCAGGGAGUCUUCUCUUCUCAUGAGGUGGCCAAAGUAUUGGAGCCUCAUUUUCACGAUCUGUCCUUCCAGUGAGCACUCAGGGCUGAUUUCCUUCAGAAUGGAUACGUUUGAUCUUCUUGCAGUCCAUGGGACUCUCAAGAGUCUCCUCCAGCACCAUAAUUCAAAAGCAUCAAUUCUUCGGCGAUCAGCUUUCUUUAUGGUCCAGCUCUCACUUCCAUACAUCACUACUGGGAAAACCAUGGCUUUAACUAUACGGACCUUUGUUGGCAAAGUGAUGUCUCUGCUUUUUAAGAUGCUGUCUAGGUUUGCCAUCGCCUUUCUCCCAAGGAGCAGGCGUCUUUUAAUUUCGUGACUGCUGUCACCAUCUGCAGUGAUCAUGGAGCCCAAGAAAGUAAAAUCUCUCACUGCCUCCAUUUCUUCCCCUUCUAUUUGCCAGGAGGUGAUGGGACCAGUGGCCAUGAUCUUCGUUUUUUGAUGUUGAGCUUCAGACCAUAUUUUGCGCUCUCCUCUUUCACCCUCAUUAAAAGGUUCUUUAAUUCCUCCUCACUUUCUGCCAUCAAGGUUGUGUCAUCUGCAUAUCUGAGGUUGUUGAUAUUUCUUCCGGCGAUCUUGAUUCCGACUUGGGAUUCAUCCAGCCCAGCCUUUCGCAUGAUGAAUUCUGCAUAUAAGUUAAAUAAGCAGGGAGACAAUAUACAGCCUUGUCGUACUCCUUUCCCAAUUUUGAACCAAUCAGUUGUUCCAUACCCAGUUCUAACUGUAGCUUCUUGUCCCACAUAGAGAUUUCUCAGGAGAGAGAUGAGGUGAUCAGGCACUCCCAUUUCUUUAAGAACUUGCCAUAGUUUGCUGUGGUCGACACAGUCAAAGGCUUUUGCAUAGUCAAUGAAGCAGAAGUAGAUGUCUUUCUGGAACUCUCUAGCUUUCUCCAUAACCCAGCGAAUGUUUGCAAUUUGGUCUCUGGUUCCUCUGCCCCUUCGAAAUCCAGCUUGCACUUCUGGGAGUUCUCAGUCCACAUACUGCUUAAGCCUGCCUUGUAGAAUUUUGAGCAUAACCUUGCUAGCAUGUGAAAUGAGUGCAAUUGUGCGGUAGUUGGAGCAUUCUUUGGCACUUCCCUUCUUUGGGAUUGGGAUGUAGACUGAUCUUUUCCAGUCUUCUGGCCACUGCUGAGUUUUCCAAAUUUGCUGGCAUAUUGAGUGUAGCACCUUAACAGCAUCAUCUUUUAAAAUUUUAAAUAGUUCAGCUGGAAUAUCAUCACUUCCACUGGCCUUGUUAUUAGCAGUGCUUUCUAAGGCCCAUUUGACUUCACUCUCCAGGAUGUCUGGCUCAAAGUCAGCAACCACACUACCUGGGGUAUACGAGACAUCCAUUUCUUUCUGGUAUAGUUCCUCUGUGUAUUCUUGCCACCAGUACAUUUAGGAGCACAAUUUUAAGUGUUGGUGCUGACUUUUAACACCCUAAAUGGCUUCAUCCCUGUAUACCUGAAGGAACACCUCCACCCCCAUCGUUCAGCCCGGACACUGAGGUCCAGCUCCAAGGGCCUUUUGGUGGUUCCCUCACUGAGAGAAGUGAGGUUACAGGGAACCAGGCAGAGGACCUUCUCAGUAGUGGCACCCGCUUUGUAGAACGCCCUCCCACCAGAUGUCAAGGAAAUAAACAACCACCUGACUUUCAGAGGAUAUCUGAAGGCAGCCCUGUUUAGGGAAGUUUUAAAUGUUUGGUGCUUUACUGUGCCUUAACGUUUUAAUUUGCUGCAAGUCGCCCAGAGUGGCUGGGGCAAACCCAGUUAGGUGAGCGGGGUACAAAGAAUAAAUUAUUAUUGUAAGUUCUACCUUGGGAGAAGGAUUCUGAUGAGAAUGAGUCAUGGGGCUGGAAGUGGGAGAGAUGGAACCAAGGACUGGGGCCUAGGGUAAGGUGUACAGUUUAUCGGAGCCAGGAAAGGGCCAUGGCUCAUAGCUUGCAUGCAGAAGAAACCAGGCGCAAUCCCUGGCAUCUGCAGAUAGGGCUGGGAGAGACCCUUGGUUAAGGUCCUGGAGAGCCAAUGCCGGUCAGUUUAGGCAGUACUGAGCUUGAUGGACCAGUGACCCAAAUCAGUGUUACAAGGCAGCUUCCUGUGUUUCUGUGUACGAAGGUGGGGCGGAAGAUCAUAACAGACCCGCUGUUCUCUUCUAGCUAUUACGACGUGCCCAUAGCGACCUUGGACUUCUCCUCCCUGUACCCUUCCAUCAUGAUGGCUCACAACCUGUGCUAUACCACGCUGCUGCAACAGGGGGCGGUUGAUCGCUAUGGGUGAGUAGAAAAGGAUCUGAUACAAAGGACUGCAGAGUUAAUUGAAGGGAACAACAGCCUAAACUGCAGGGAGGAGUCAAGGAACCAGCUUUGCAGCCCUGGGGCGGUGGGGGAGUGCUCCUCCCUGGUGUCUCACAUGGUGGAUGCGGGUGGCGCUGUGGUCUAAGCCACUGAGCUCUUGGGCUUGCCGAUUGGAAGGUCGGCGGUUCAAAUCUCCCAUUGCUUUGUCCCAGCUCCUGCCAACCUAGCAGUUCGAAAGCAUGCCAGCGCAAGUAGAUAAAUAGGCACCACUGCAUUGGGAAGGUAAACGGCGUUUCCAUGUGUUCUGGUUUCUGUCACGGUGUCCCGUUGCGCCAGAAGCAGUUUAGUCAUGCUGGCCACAUGACCCAGAAAGCUGUCUGUGGGCAAACGCCGGCUCCCUCAGCCUGAAAGUUAGAUGAGUGAUACCACCCCAUAGUUGCCUUUGACUGGACAUAACUGUCCAGGGGUCGUUUACCUUUACUUUUUUUACAUGGGGGAUCCUAAGUAAGAUGGAAAAUCAAGGGGGGAUUAUUAGGUUGUCUUUGUUUUUGUUUUUAUUAUGUAAUUUGUGUUUUUUAUAUUGCGAUUUUAUGUUGUGAACCACUCUGAGAUAUGCGGGUAUAAUAAUUAAUUAAUUAAUUAAUUAAUUAAUUAAUUAUAGUGUGAGACCACUUUGGCUGUAUCACUGAUGUCCCAGCAGAAGGGGGAGAGCUAUUCUCUUUCCUGGCAUGGUCUUAUGGGAGAUAAAAUUAGGGGAGCAGGGAAUUGGGGCGAGUGACCAUGGAAGCUAUCCAAAUGGCAUAUAUUAGUGGACCCCAAUAAUAGUGGAGGGUAUAUAGCAGGGAGGGGCUGGAGACUGGGGUGGUGUUGUGCAUCAAAGGGGGUGGCUAGGCUCUGAUGGAUUGUCGGUUCUUCCUACUAGGCUUUCGGCAGAGCAGUUCAUCCGCACCCCGACUGGGGACCACUUUGUGAAGGAGUCCGUCCGCAAAGGGCUGCUGCCUGAGAUCUUGGAGAACCUCCUGGCUGCCCGCAAGAGGUGAAGUAGGAGGCACAUGUCUGGAGCGCUGGGGAAGUUUUCGGGUGUAAGAUAAUUGGAAGAAGGGAGGGUAGGCCCAUAACUUGGGUUUUGAGCACCUUCCUUGCACACAGAGUGUUCCUGGGUCAAUCCCCAGCACCUCCAGCUGAUAGCAGAACCAGGACCUUGGGCAGCUGUUGGCAGUCCUAGCAGACAAUACCUGACUUAGAGGGGCCGAUAAUCCAGCUCAUAGGAAGGCAUCUUCCUGUGCAAGACCAGGCAUCUGCAGAAGGAGUUCUGGUUUCCCUGACUUGGAAAUAAGGUUUAAGCAGCCUUGUAUUAAAGAACUCACCCGGUAGCCACAGGGGACAAGGAAUUGGAUGCAGGCAAGUGCAUGGAACUGUAUGUUGGUGAGUGAUCAGGCUGGUGGAGGAGGGACCAAGCAUUCUGUUGCCUGCCAUCUACCCAUGUGGGAGAUGCCAGAGGAAAGAAGGCCCUCUCCUCCUCACACAGCAUAGAAAUGCAAAAGGCUCCCAUUCUGGCAGAGGAGUGGAGCUCUCCUUGCUAGUGAUGUUUUGUUUCAGGCUAGUAGCUUUUGUAGGCUUAAUUGCAAGGGUGCUCUAAGGGAAGGAUGUCUGGGGUGCAUGGCAGGAGGGAGGGAGGAGAGAUACCUUACAUUCUUGGAACCCUGGAGGUAUUUAGAGAUCUGGUAUGGAAGUGAGUACAGCUUGGUUUUGCGGGUGGCAAGCGAAGUGCGUUUGUAGCAAAGGCAUACGUCAUCUAGAAUUUGGCAAUGGCACUUUAAUAAACUUGAGGCAGUGCUGGGGAUUGGGGAAGGAAGGUAGGAUAUAGCCCUAUUAUGAGGAAAAAAGCAAACCACUGGAAGAAGGGACAUCUUUUUAUUUUUGCAUCCUUCUCCAAUGAGAAUCUUUCAUGUUGGAUUUCUGUUGCUUUUGGGGAAGAGAGUUUUUAUUUUUCAUCGAAUUAUGAAUGCAAAAGCAAGUCAUACAACCUAUUGUUCUAAUAUGCUAUAAACAUUUCGGUUUUCAAACGCUGUAAACCCAGAAAUAAAUGCUUUGGUUUUUGAACAUGGCUCAGAGGUUGAACAUGCCAUAUGGCUUCUGUUUUGAGUUUUCUGUAUUGAGGCUUCCGUAUUCAGUUUUCCGUUUUCGAACAUUUUGGAACUCGAACGGUCUCCCAGAAUGGAUUACAUUCGAAAACUGAGAUACAUUUACAUUAUUUUAACGCAGGUGUGGCAGAUAUAAUACAGUAUCUUGUAAUUUUUUAAAAAAAGUUUUAUUAAAGAUAUUACAAUGAUGGAUAUAUAACAGUGGAAAUGUAUAUUUGAAAACUUUAAUGGAAACGGUAUCUUGUAUUUUUAACUUGUGAACUGCCCUGAGAUCUUUUAAUGAAGGGUGGUAUAUUCAUCGUCCUCACCAUCCAGAGGGCUUAGAAGGCUGCUAAAAAGAGUUUCACUUAACAGAUGUGCACAUUGGUGGCUGGUAGGGAGAGGCCAGUACAGAACUGUCGUGGUCAUUCUUCACUCCUUCUUUGUUCUGUCCCAUUUUUGGCUCAGGGCCAAGGGAGAGCUGAAGCGGGAGACUGACCCAUUCAAGCGCCAAGUGCUGGACGGACGGCAGCUGGCGCUCAAGGUCAGCGCCAACUCUGUGUACGGCUUCACUGGCGCCCAGGUGGGCAAACUGCCUUGCCUUGAGAUCUCUCAGGUAAGUCUGCCCGCCCCCUUCAAACUCAGGGGAGUUGUCAGGUUAUGGUUUUAUAGUACAAUGCACAAGCGUCAACGAAAGACGGGGAAAACACCUAUUACAGAUUCCCUGUUUACCAGAUCGGCCGGUUGCAUAUCAGCCGCGGGGCAGAUCAGUCGGUUAUUAAGUUAUCCCUCAUUUGCUAUCGCGAGCUGACUGGACUGAAUUGUUGUGCUGAUCUUCGUGGUCUGCUUAUAAUUUAUGAAGCAAACUUUCUGACCCUUUGAAAACGAAACAAGGUUCUGCAGUUAAUGGGUGGCGAGUUCGGGGAAGUCAAAAGGAAGUACUGCUCGCAAAAAGCCCAAUUUAAACUUCAUGGAAUCCACCGCUACAAAGAGGCAUUGCUUGCCAGUCGCUUAGAUUAGUUUUUGGAAAGAUUAGAUAAACCCAGGCAGGGCAGAGAGCUGCUAUCUACAGGCUAGCUAUAAACUGUGACAGAUAAAUGGAAGCAACAUAUCCUAGAUCUCGUGAGUGCCCAGAUACUGGGAACAAACAGCAGGGUAAGCCCACUGCCCAUUCGUUACCUGUUGGUCGCAGCUCAGAGGUAUCCGGUUGGCUGCUUUUGGAAGCGAAAUACUGAAUUUCAUGGAUUUUCGCUUUCCUAGUUUUAUUUCUGUAGGGUAGGUUAGUCAGCAGGGAAAUGUUUGGGUGUAAUGGGUACAGCAUCUCCAACAAUGCCGUGUCUAAACUAGGCCUGAUCCAGCCCACAAAGUAUUUUCUGGUGACUUACCCACUUCCGAUCCAAUCUGCAGCAUCUGGGGCAAAUGGCGUGCGUCUUCUUGCAGAUUAGGGUGCCCUCGAGCACUCUGGAGACAGGAAGGGAUGUUCGGAUCUGCUUCUGUGGUUCUUGGGAGCACUGCUUCCUGUUUCUGAAGCAAUGCAACUUGGUAGCAUCCGUGAGCCUCAGGAAAACCCUACAGCUAGCAAAGUAUGGCUGGGGUUUCAGGUUAAGCUUUUAAGGAAGCUUUUAAGCAAAAGUCUCCUUCAGCCCUUUUGUCUGUCCUCUGAAAUACAUCGUUUUAACCCUUCUUUUCCAGAGCGUGACUGGGUUUGGGCGUCAGAUGAUUGAGAAGACAAAGCAGCUGGUGGAAUCCAAGUACACAAUCGCCAACGGUUACAGUUCUGACGCCAAGGUUGGAGGGGGAAUGCAGGAUGAUGUGUCUCUUUUUUGGGUGGAGCAGAUUGGGGAAAGCCCUAGAAGGACAUCUACGGCAGUGUUAAAGAUGACCAGUACUAAAGCUGUCUGACCUCAGUUUGGGAGCCUUGUUCUGGCACCUCACACACUGUCUUUGGCAGCAUUUAUCUUUUUAAAUAUAAUUUUUAUUGACUUUUACAUUUUUAUCAUAAUAACAUCAUAACAAAAAAUGCAGUUCCCAGGCUUCCCUCUCCCCCACGACUUCCCUCAACUUCCUCUUCUAGUUUUUUAUAUAAUAACUUCUCCUGCUUUCUUUAUUAUAUCUUGAUAUUAUAUUCUUUAAAUUCAAUAAUUUUAUACUGUUGUCAUUUUACCAUCAACUUUAGACUUCCUGUAUUUGUUUUGUUAAUUGUAAGUGUUUGCUCACAUCCUGCUAGUGAGUCCAUUUCUUUACAUUGUUUCUGUAGGUACAACAUAAAGGGUUCCCAGUCUUUUUUAAAGUCUCUAUUGUCCUUGUCUCUAAGUCUUUCAGUUAGCUUUGCCAUUUCAGCGUAUUCCACCAAUUUUUCUUGCCAUUCUUUAGUUGGUAAUUUGUCGCUUUUCCAUCUUUGGGCUAGCAAUAUCCUAGCCAAGGUUGUAGCAUACAUAAAAAGUUUCUUCUUUUCUUUUGGCAAAUCUUGACCUGAAAUGCCUAGCAAAAAAGCUUCUGGUCUUUUAACAAAGGUUGUCUCAAACAUUCUUUUCAUUUCAUUAUAAAUCAUUACCCAAUAAUUUUUAAUUAUUUUACAAUUCCACCGCAUAUGGAAAAAACGUACCUUCUUUUUCUUUACAUUUCCAACGCUUAUUGAAGCUUGUUCUGUACAUUUUUGCAGGAGUCGAUGCAUCAUUUUCAUAUAAUUCUCUUUUAACAAUACAGUUGUACCUCUACUUACGUAUCCCUCUGGAUAUGGAAUCUUUGGGUUAUGGCCACGGCAACCCCGGAAGUGUAUACUUCUGGGUUUUGCCGCAUGCGCAGAAGCGUGCCUCUAUUUAUGUAAUUUUCGGGGUGCAAAUGGACCCCCAGAGCUAAUUAAGUUCAUAUCCGGAGGCUCCUCUGUAUACAAUCAGUAAAUUUUAAAUUGACUUUCCGUAUUUUUCCCCAGUCUUCCAUUUGGAUAUUGUGUCAUUUUUUAAGUCUGUUUGGCAGCAUUUAUCAUGUUCGCAAUGGCCGUUGGUAAGGGAGGAGUGGCAGCAGGGAGGCCACAGGACAGUCAGAAGGGAAAGAGAUCUCGUGGCUGGGAAAGUGGCACAGACAGGGAAACGGGGCAGGGGACGAGCCAGACAGAAGCUGCAAGAGGAAGAGAAAGUGACACACUGUGGCUUGUGGUGGAGGCAGCUGGCAUAGCUGUCCUGCGGCUGAGAAGCUGUGAGACGCAGAGAGAUGGGUUAGCAGUUUCCAGAGUUUAAUUGUGGCCUUCUACCCUAACAGGUAGUAUACGGGGACACAGACUCCGUCAUGUGCCGCUUGGGUGUGCCGUCAGUCGCCGAGGCCAUGGAGAUAGGCAGGGACGCAGCUGCCUGGGUCUCCAGCCAUUUCAUUCCCCCCAUCAAGCUAGAGUUUGAGAAGGUGAGUCUCAGAAAAGCCUCUCCAUCUCCCAUCGCCACCCACUGGGUUCAUAACUUUGGAAACCCUCGGCCAUAAGAUUCCCAUAUAACGCUAGGAAGUGCCUUGACGUAAGAGGUAGAAAACAGAGAUGACGUUUGGAGUGGAUGGGCAGGGAGGAAGGAGAUGGGAAAUGAAGACCAAGGGCACAUACCUUUACACUGGUACAUGUCAAGGAAGUUUGUUAACACUGAUAGCAUCUUCCCUGUGAUUAAAGGUAAAGGGACCCCUGACCAUUAGGUCCAGUCGUGGCCAACUCUGGGGUUGCGGUGCUCAUCUCGCUUUAUUGGCCGAGGGAGCCGGCGUACAGCUUCCGGGUCAUGUGGCCAGCAUGACUAAGCCGCUUCUGGCGAACCAGAGCAGCGCACGGAAAUGCCGUUUACCUUCCCGCCGGAGCGGUACCUAUUUAUCUACUUGCACUCUGAGGUGCUUUUGAACUGCUAGGUUGGCAGGAGCAGGGACCAAGCAACGGGAGCUCACCCCGUCGUGGGGAUUCGAACCGCCAACCUUCUGAUCAGCAAGUCCUAGGCUCUGUGGUUUAACCCACAGCGCCACCUGCGUCCCUCCCUGUGAUUGUGAGGGCCUAAACUAGGCGUGAUGUCUGCUGCGAAAUUAGAAUCAUAGAGUUGGGAGAGAAAAAACCCAAGAGUUAUCUAGCCCAACUUCCUGCAGUGCAGGAAUCUCAGCUAAAGCAUCCAUGACGGAUUAACACACCUAUCUUCCGUUAGUGUACCCAAAUUAAUGCACCCAUCUUCCGUUAAUGUAAAUAAGCAGCCGAGGGGAAGCCUAAGCACCCUCAAGACCACAUGGAAUGGGCAAAGGGUGUGUGAGCUUAAUGGGGAAAACUGAGUGCUUCAAAAAUGCUAUUUUAAUUUCAAAGCAAGCCUCCCGUGGCACCCAAACCCUGUGCAGUUACUGAGCAGGUACUUGAAACAUCCACUGUUUCAGCUGAAAAAGCAAUCAUAAUUUGAAAAAGAAAGUCUGUUCAUCCUAGAAUCAUAAAAUCGCAGAAUUGUAGAGUUGGAAGAGACCACAGGGGUCAUCUAGUCCAACCCCCACAAGGCAGGAAUAUUUCACUCAGUGUGGGGCUCGAACCCACAACCCUGAGAUUUAAAAGUCUCAUUCUCUAAUGAAUUAGCUGUUCCAGAUGUUGCCCAACAAGAACCUUCUGAAAUAAGUUUCAACUUUAGUUCCUGAAGGCUCCUAUGUGAUAACACAGACCUUUACUGUUUUCUCAAUCUGUCCACACACCAGGUGUACUUCCCCUAUCUCCUGAUCAACAAGAAACGCUAUGCUGGCCUCUAUUUCUCUUCCAACCCUGACACCCACGACAAGAUGGACUGUAAGGGCAUCGAGACCGUGCGCCGCGACAACUGCCCCCUAGUGGCAAACCUCAUCAACACCUGCCUACAGAAGCUGCUCAUAGAUAGGUCUGUAGGUGUUUGUUUGAGACGAAGCCCCGUUCUGGUCUGCCGAGCGGUUGUGGGCAUGAUCCGAGGCUGAACAAUAUUUAUCUCAAAUUCCUGGGUGCUGGGACAAAACUCUUAGAAACGGGCUCCUACGAAUGGCAAACCCGACUAUAGCACCCCAGCUUUCUGUAGCCUCCCUGAAGAGUCAGAACCUUGAUUCAUUCUGGGAUGGUUCUCUUCUGCGGGAAAGAGAGGAGGGGCUCAGAUUAUUCCACGCUUCCUUCUCUGCAGGGACCCUACAGGUGCCGUGGCCCAUGCCAAGGAGGUGAUCUCCGACCUGCUUUGCAACAGAGUCGACAUCUCACAGCUGGUGAUCACCAAGGAACUGACACGUACAGCAGAUGAAUACGCAGGUCGCCAGGCUCAUGUGGAGCUGGCUGAGCGGUGAGUAGAGUAAAGGAAGAGGUGGCACUUUCCCCCACCUUUUCUUUUGGGUUGGGGGCAGGGGGAAAGAAAUGCAUCACUUCCCAAGCGAGCAAAGGGGGUGGCCCUGACCCCAAGACACCCCACAUAUUUAGACCGAACAUGAAACUCCCUUUAUGUUAGGUCUGACCAUCAUAUAUUUAACUGGCAGCAUCUCUCUCAAGGUUCUGCACUUAGGCAGAACCAGAUGCACAAAUAUGAGAUGUGGGGACGCUUACUAGUAGUACAGUGGCACCUUGGUUCUCAAACACCUUGGUACACAAACAGUUUGGAACCCAAACACUGCAAACCUGGAAGUAAGUGUUCCGGUUUGCGAAUGUCUUUCGGAAGCCGAACGUGCUCCGUUUUGAAUGUUAUGCUUCCGAUUUGAGUGCCACUCUUCUGUUUUGAGUGUUACACUGAGGUUGCUCUGUUUUUGCUACUUCUUUUGCUUUUUUGUGGCUUUUUGGUUUGUUUUCAUGACUGUGUGGAACCCAGUUUGGCUACUGAUAGAUAGAUAGAUAGAUAGAUAGAUAGUGUGUCUUUCAUUUUAUGGAUCAAUGGUCUCAUUAGAUAGUAAAAUCCAUGUUAAAUUGCUGUGUUAGGGGUUGUUUUGAAAAGUCUGGAAUGGAUUCAUCCAUUUUGCCUUACUUUCUAUGAGGAAACAUGCCUUGGUUUUAGAAUGCUUUGAUUUUGGAACGGACUUCUGGAACGGAUUAAGUUUGAGAACCAAGGUACCACUGUACAUGUAAAAGGGAUCAAGGGGGUCUUAGUAGAUCACAAGCUUAACAUGAGUCAACAGUGUGAUGCAGCAGCAAAUAAAAGCUGAUGCUAUUCCUGCAUCAACAGAACUAUAGUUACCUGAUCAAGGGAAGUAAUACUACCACUCUAUUCUGCCUUGGUCAGACCACACCUAGAAUACUGUGUCCAAUUCUGGGCACCAUAAUUUAAGAAGGAUGUUGCUAAACGGGAACGUGUGCAGAGGAGGGCAACCAAGAUGAUCAAGGGUCUGGAAACUAAGCUUUAUGAGGAGUGGUUGAAGGAGCUGGGUAUGUUUAGCCUGUGAUAAAGGAGACAUGAUAGCCAUCUUCAAAUAUUUGAAGGGCUGUCGUAUGGAAGAUGGAACAAGCUUGUUUUUUCCUGCUCUGGACGAUAGGACCUGAACCAAUGGCUUCAAGUUACAAGAAAGGAGAUUCCAGCUAUAUAUCAGGAAGAACUUUCUGACAGUAAGGGCUGUCUGACAGUGGAACGGUCUCCCUUGGGAUGCUGUGGACUCUCCUCCCUUGGAGGUUUUAAAGCAGAGGUUGGAUGGUGGCCACCUGUCAUGGAUGCUUUAGCUGAGAUUCCUGCAUUACAGGGGGUUGGACUAGAUGACCCUUGGGGUCCCUUCCAACUACACAAUUCUAUGAUUCUAGGUUUUCAAGCAGAGUCUUUUCCAGCCCUGCCACCUGAGAUCCUCAUAACUGGAGACCCAUAGGAGCCAAUUCCUAGGACCUCAGGGGUCAUUGCCCUCCCCCCCCCCAAUAAAAUAUUUGAGGGGGGCUGGGCUUCCCCAAAAUUGACAGGCAUUGCCAUUUAAAUGACAUGUGUGCACUGCAUCAUGUGAUGGCUUAUGUGGGGUGGGGCGUACCUGCCCCCUGCCCAAUAUUUUACAGUGGUACCUCGGGUUACAGACACUUCAGGUUGCAGACGCUUCAGGUUACAGACUCUGCUAACCCAGAAAUAGUACCUCGGGUUAAGAACUUUGCUUCAGGAUGAGAACAGAAAUCGCAUGGUGGCAGCAGGAGGCCCCAUUAGCUAAAGUGGUACCUCAGGUUAAGAACAGUUUCAAGUUAAGAACGGACCUCCAGAACGAAUUAAGUUCUUAACCCGAGGUACCACUGGAUUCAAGUUGGCACCCCCACUUAGACCUUUCAAAGGUCGUGUUGAGUAGCAGUUUGCCGAAACUGCAGGAGCGGAGAGUGCCCUCAUGCGGGUUUCCCAUGAGGGCAUGUGGUUGGCCCCUGUGAGAACAGAAUUCUGGCCUAGAUGGGCUACAGGCUUGAUCCCACAGGCUCUCCUUGUGUCCUUAUGUUCUACGGCCGCUCUGUGGUCCCCUUUCUUGAGUUCUGAGAGCAAGAGGGUAUUAUGGGAGCCAGUGUGGUGUAGUGGUUAAGAGCGGUAGACUCGUAAUCUGGGGAACCGGGUUCGCGUCUCCGCUCCUCCACAUGCAGCUGCUGGGUGACCUUGGGCUGGUCACACUUCUCUGAAGUCUCUCAGCCCCACUCACCUCACAGAGUGUUUGUUGUGGGGGAGGAAGGGAAAGGAGAAUGUUAGCCGCUUUGAGACUCCUUCGGGUAGUGAUAAAGCGGGAUAUCAAAUCCAAACUCCUCCUCCUCCUCUUCUUCUUCUUUCUCUCCUCUUCCCCCUCCUCCCUCCCCUUUGACUUUCUUUACCCUGAGUUAUUGAGGCCCGUCUGCCCUCAGGACAGCGGAAAAAGGUGUGUGGGUGUGGGGCGGCUGGUGAGGCAUGACCGAAGGGAAGGGCAGAAAUAGUUAUGGCCAGCGCAGCUGCAAGUGGAACCUUCUGCGACGCCCACCCCUCCUGCUCUGGGCUUCCUGUCUGACUGCCGCCACUUCAUCUGCCUCGCACAGGCACACGUUCCGGUGCGACAGACCUGCUCCUUUUGCUUCGCUGCCUCUUGACAAACAAAAGUUUGGGUGGUGAAAGUGUCCCCGGUGUCCUUUGCGGGACAGGGCUGGUACCAGUUUGCCCUCGUGCUUCGUUCUGUACUGUCAUCUUUUUCAAGAUGUUUCUCAGCGGUGCCUCCGCUGUUGGAAAAUAUGUUAAUAGCGUUAUUAUUGCACCUGGGGUCGCAUGUUGGGCUUUUCGGCAUCUCACGUUUUAACUUCUUCCAGCUCCUUUUGAGGGACUCGUCCUGUUUUGUAUGCGUCUAUUUUCAGUAAAGUCAGCUUUUAUUAAAUCUCAAAAAACGUCCAGUAAUCACACCAGAAUGCUAAAUAUGUACACAUUAUAAAUACCUUUAAUAUACAUAGAUUCAUGUUUUGCCACGUAGAAAAGCUGUUAUAUUUGUCAACACUUACAUUUAUUCUUCAUAAAUGCUGUUGGAGGAUUCAAUAGAUAAUUAAAAUUUUCUCUCUUUUUAGUUUAGUUUAUUUGUAAAAAUGCAUAGACCGCUAUUUCAUAAAAAUAUGUCAGAGCAUCAGUGCAGUUCACAACAAAAAUACAUGAAACCAUAUAAAAAGUUGUAGACAGUGGUACCUCGGGUUACAGACGCUUCAGGUUACAGACUCUGCUAACCCAGAAAUAGUACCUCGGGUUAAGAACUUUGCUUCAGGAUGAGAACAGAAAUUGCGUGGCGGCAGCAGCGGGAGGCCCCAUUAGCUAAAGUGGUGCUUCAGGUUAAGAACAGUUUCAGGUUAAGAACGGACCUCUGGAACGAAUUAAGUUCUUAACCCGAGGUACCACUGUAUAAUCUCUCACUCCAAUCAGUUCUGUGUGUUUAUUCAUCUUUGCUACCUUCCAGAUUUUUGCCAGCUAUUCUUUUGGUGUUUGAGGUGGCCCAGUUUUCAAUUUUUGUGCAUCAAGCAUAAAACAAACAAAGUUACUGCUUUUAAAGUCAUGCUGCUCUCACGCACAUGCACCCCCAGAUCCCUUCUGGCUCUGAAAACAUUCCUCAGUCCCACUCUGCAGUGCCUCCUUCUGCUUUAUACAUCCUUGGGGGUUGGUUCGAUCCUGGCGCGCCACCUUCCAGUCUGGCUCAUCAUGUGACACCUCCUCAUGGCUUCUCCCCUUAGGAUGCGUCGGCGGGAUCCUGGCAGCGCUCCCAACCUGGGGGACCGGGUUCCGUACGUCAUUAUCGGCGCUGCCAAAGGCGUAGCAGCUUACAUGAAAUCUGAAGUGAGUAAUGGGGAGAGGGAUGCAAUGGGCAAUAGGGACCAGUAACUCGGGCGGGGGGGAAGGAUUCAGGCUUGUACAUGUAUGCUUCUUCAGGUGCAAAGCUGCAUUGAAAUGUGCCCCGCUAGCACUGCAAAAUACUUGCCGGGGGGCAGAGAUGGCUAUUCACCAUUAGGCUUCAAGGAGGAAGAGGUUUUUGGAAGCAGGAACUCAAAGUGGGGCUCAGGAAGCCGUAGCUCAGUGAUAAGAGCACCUGCUUUUCAGGCCUGCAAGGAGCCAGGUUCAAUCCCAGCUUCUCCAGAUUGGGCUAGGAAACCCCGCAGAGCUGCUGCCAAUCACUGUAGGCAAUACUUAACUGGAUGGACCAGUGGCCUGACUGUACAAGGCAGCUUCCGGCGUUCCUAAGCCAUUUCUGAUGUGAGUUUUGGAGCCCCUCUUCCCCACCAGUUUUCACUAGGUUGGCUUUAAUGCUUCCGCUGGAUCUUGUUUGGGGUUAGUUAAUCUGUGGGUGGGUGGGUGGGGGGGCGCAUAACUAGGUCUGUUUCUACCACUUUCGUAUCCUCUCUUCCUCCCUGCUGAACCAGGAAAGGAAGGACAAAACCUCUAGCACUGAUUGAAUCAAACUGACUGCUGCUACCAUGAACUUCCCAUGUUAUGGCCUGUGCAUAGACACCCCCAUACAUACUGCCUACCUUCAGGUUUCCAGGGUGAUUAGGUAACAAGACUGCAGAGGCAGAGAGGACUGUGCCCUGGGUGCUAAGGUGCACUCCUAACCCAACACCCACCUCUUCCCUGCUUUUAUGGCUUUCCCCUGUUUGUAUCCCCAGGAUCCCAUCUACGUGCUGGAGAAUAACCUGCCCAUCGACACGCAGUACUACCUGGAGCAGCAGCUUGCCAAGCCCCUCUUGCGCAUCUUCGAGCCCAUCUUGGGAGAGGGCAAGGCGCAGAACGUCUUGCUGAGUGAGUGUGGCCGCUGGCUCUGCUUUCUGGAGAAGAGAGAGGAAGAGACCCCGUGAUCCUGCAAAAAGGCUACAGACCCCAUAAUCAUUCUCAUCCUAAAUUGGAUAUAAUUUUGGUGGCAUCCAUAACCAAACCCCUGUCGCUGUGUAUCUGCGUCUGGUCCACCCUCUUUGCGCUUGGUGAACUCCAAAGCAGUGUCUCACCGCCGCAGGGAAGUGAUCUCAAUAGGCAGCCCUACAGGCCUUCUCAGGAGGCUUGUUUAUUUACUUCUUCUGUUAUGUUUUUUACUCCACCAGGAACGUAUCCUUCUCAAGCAGGAAUUCCCAAACGUGGGUCUCCAGCUGUUUUUGGACUACAAUUCCCAUCAUCCCUCACUACUGGUCCUGCUAGCUAGGGAUGAUGGGAGUUGUAGUCCAAAAACAGCUGGAGACCCAAGUGUGGGAAACGCUGUUCUAGAGAAACAAGAGUCUCCAAUGCUUGGCCCUGAUCCCCACCCCCAUGGAUGAAUUGGUAGGAAAUAGCAGUGUGGGCCAUCUUUCGGAAAGAGACUCUUACCCCAGACUCUUUCUUCAUCUGUUUUGGCGGAAGCUAUAUGUUUUCCGCCACCCAGUCCUGCUCCCCCUUCUGCUGCUUUCGUGCUCCCUCACGUAGUCACAGAAAAGGGGAUAAAACUGUAGGUAAAACCUCCUACGACAGCAAGAGCUGUUUGACAGUGGAACGGUCUCCCUCGGGAGGUUGUGGACUCUCCUUCCUUGGAGGUUUUUAAGCAGAGGUUGGGUGGCCAUCUGUCAUGGAUGCUGUAGCUGAGAUUCUUUCAUUGCUGGGGGUUGGGCUAGAUGACCCCUGGGUACAAUUAUAUGAGUAUGCAGGCACAGGUAGCUUAUUCUAUGGGAGGUGCUAACCAGGGAAAUCUGGGUACCAAUCCCUUUCCAUGGACAGUAAUGGUGAGCAGUCCAGGGCGAGAGACAGCUGGAAUACGGAUCUUUACCCUCUCCUCCCCACUGUUGUAAUGUAUUGGAGGUGGCAUACGUGCUUGACCCUUAAUUUCCUUCCCUUUGCAGAGGGGGAACACACUCGCUGCAAAACAGUCCUGACAGCCAAAGUCGGAGGGCUCAUGGCGUUUGCUACUAAACGGAGCACCUGCAUCGGUUGCCGGGCUGUGCUCAGCCACCAUGGUGAGAUCCUGUCCCCGCCUGUCUUUCCUGGCCUCCGCUUUGCAGAGUCUUAUGUCAAAAACAAGUCCCCUCCCCUCCCCCAUCACGCGCUUCUAACCAGCAGCGCAUGUUGCAAGUUCCUUUUGCCGGAAUUUGCCACAGAGUGGAGCGUGUGUCACAAAACGGUGCCUCUGCUGAGCUUUCGUUACCAGCAGGAAAACCUUGCUGUACACACACAGACACACACACACACACACACACACACACACACACACACCCUGACCUCUGGGCACCUCUGCUUACUUCCCUGUUCUCCCUCUUUCUCAAGUUUGCAGGAAGGGGGGGGCUACUUGCAAGUUGCGGGAGAGGAUCUGAAACCAAGUUUCUUGGUUUGUUUGAAGAUACGUGGCGCUGUUAAAGGGGGUGGGCUCUGCCAGGAUGCCUGAAUACCCUGGGAUGGGAGUAAUUUCUCGUGGGCGGUUUGGAGAACGGCUGGGAGCAGAGGCCCUUCUCGGUAGUGGCACCCUCCCUGUGGAACGCCCUCCCACCAGAUGUCAAAGAAAUAAACAACUGUCUGACUUUUAGAAGACAUCUGAAGGCAGCCCUUUUAGGGAAGUUUUUAAUGUUUGAUGUUUAAUUGUGUUUUUAAUAUUCUGUAGGGGGCCGCCCAGAGUGGCUGGGAAAACACAGCCAGAUGGGCGGGGCAUAAAUAAAUAAAUUAUUAUUAUUAUUAUUUAUUUAUUCCUGGGUUCUUUCUGGUCACUUACCGGAGAUUUCCCAAAAGUCUUACAUGCACUAGAGAAAAAGACAGAAGUUUUUUGCGACAAGAGCCCUCUCUGACUGCAAACUUGAUCGUGUUGCACUAGAAAGCAGGUGCCUAGCAGCAAGGAGAUGGCAGAAUGAGUAACUUUAGAUCAGUCCGACACAGCGAAAAUUCCUCCCCGGACCCAAAGGCAGAGGAGGCCAGUCAGGUCCUGGGCAUGAGCAAAAAUUCAUUCCACCUCAUCGUCUCAGCAGGAGUGUAAACAGGCUGCCUUGCCAUUUCAUCCUGAUUGUGGCUUUCCUUUGGAAUGGGGCAGCGGGGAAGGAACUCCAAAGUGGAAAUGGAAUAGGGAGGGAAAUGGCUUUCUGAUGUGCUUUCCUCCAUCAGGUGCUGUGUGCAAGUUUUGCCUGGGCCGCCAGUCUGAGCUUUACCAGAAGGAGGUAAGUGGUAGAGCCCACUGGUUUGGGUGGGUGUGAUGGCCUGGGGCUCGGGCUUGGACCCAGCGGAGUCUCAGUCCGCACUGGAUCCUUUGCCUCAGGCGGCAUCUGAACCAAGUCUGGGGCCUGAUUCUGAAGAGCCCUACUCUGCACAGGUUCCCCUGCAACAAGCACCAGCUGGGCCGAGUCAGGGGUCUGAGCCUGCCCUGGCUCCAGAUGCGGGGAUUACCUUGUUGCCUUCAGCUGGGCCAUCACUUACAGCUGCUCCACUACCAGUUGGGUCAGGAGAGGCUGAGGCAGCCUCUGGGUCUAGUAACCCAACUGACAUCUCCUGAGCUGCAGAGACUAAGGUCUGAGAGAAGGAGAGACCUGAGUACUUGCAGGAGGAGUGCUCGCCUUCGGGUGAGACAGGGAGGUGAGUCACCAGGGGAUCAGGACCGGCCAUUACCCCGACAAAGAGGCUGUCGUACCCCACCCCAGGUUGCGGGAGCAACAUUGCUGUUUGCUAGAACCUGCCUGAGACCCUGUGCCUGACCUUGCCUGGUUUCCUGCCGCGUGUCCUGCCCUGGCCCUGUCAGACUGACUCCUUGCGGAACCCUUGGAUUCGGGACCGGACCUGGACCGCGUCGCUCAGGUUACCCCCAGGCCCAGCACAAGGGACUCCACCAGCAAAAACCUAGGAGGAGCCUAGGUGGCCUGCAUACUGGACUGAGGCACAAGCCUCUGAAUUAAACUUGUACCUUGGAAAAUCCUCCCUUCACUGGGAGAGGAAUGGAGCUGCAAACAAGCCACUGGGAAUUUUAAGUAGAUAGGAAAUGGGGUUUCCUGGUGUAGUAGCCCGUGGACUGACCUGGGAAAUCUCCUGUUUGAAACUCACUUUGCCAUGAACUCACUGGGUGGCCUUAAGUCUACCUUGCAACAAAUGAUGCUGAACUACUUGUAGACAUUGUGAGGAUCCGCAACCGCAGUCUGCAUGGGUUUUGAAAAGGCCAAGGAACAAUUGGGUCCAAGUGCCUUGGUCCUGCCACCCGCCUCUUCUCCCUCUCCCCACAGGUAACCCAUUUGAGCUCUCUGGAGGAGAAGUUCUCGCGCUUGUGGACGCAGUGCCAGCGGUGCCAAGGGAGCCUGCACGAGGAUGUGCUGUGUACCAGGUGAGGGGCUGGCCGCUCACCACACCUUUGCUGAGCAGCCACCAGCUCUUGCCCGUUCCCACGGGAUAAUGGGCUAAAAUAUGACUUUACGCCACCCCUGGGUGUUUACAGCUGCUUAUCAGGCUGGUUUGAGAACAGCAAACAGAUGGCUCCCGCAGAGAGCUAGCGGGGUGCUGGUACUCCUGAAGAUGUUUAUUACCUUUAUAAAUAUAACACCUGUCAGAUGCUGGCAGCGGCCAGGGGUGUGGAGAGAGAGAGAGAGAUAGAGCCUUCUGCUCUGGCACAUGAGAUAUCAGCUGGGGUUGCUUGGAUAUACCAGUGGGACAUACUUGUGUGUAAAACAACAGCCACCACGGUCUGGUGUGGUCAGGUAGCAAGUCUUGAGGUUGGCAGAGUGGGCUGCACUAUAUUCUUCUACCGUUUCUGAAUGUUCCAUUUAAACUCCCCAAACACAAAUUCCUUGCAAAUAGAUGACAAGCCCAGCGUUUUCUCCCUGCCGCACUAGUUUCCUUGCAGAGUAUUUCUAGAGAGGAACACUUCAAAACAAAAUCACUCCCACCCCUGAACAAAUUUUUCUCCCAACUCCUUUCAGCCGCGACUGCCCCAUCUUUUACAUGAGGAAGAAAGUGCAGAAGGACCUUGAUGACCAGGAAGUGCUGAUCUCACGCUUUGGCCCUCCCACGUGGUGAUACCUCUUUGCCUUCCGUUCAUCCGAUUGAAACCCACCACCACCCAUUAUUCCCUUUUAAAGGCGCAGCAAGGCCCGGUUAUGCUGCAGGGGGAAGUAUUGCUCCCUCCCCUUGCCCAGUUCUGCUCUGGGCAUCGCUUCUGUCGCCAGGAUCAGUGGCCAAUACCAUCAGGAAAGCUCCCUGGAGAUGAUUGUGGGGGCUACGUUUUGUAUGAAUUUCUACCAAUAAAGAUUUCUUUUUUUCUACA
Messenger RNA from Podarcis lilfordi (Lilford's wall lizard), 31844 nucleotides. The record is from the annotation of a GenBank genome assembly. NCBI's taxonomy places the organism in Eukaryota, Metazoa, Chordata, Lepidosauria, Squamata, Lacertidae.